GAGAGAGAGAGAGUAAUAGUGCAGCCAUUGUAGACGCCGGUGGCUGGUUGUGGUGGAAGUGUGUUUGUGACUGAACAUCAGAAGAAAGCAGGCGGAUGAUAUCCACCGGCUGAUCUGUGGAGGCGGAAUGGAGGUCUAUCCUCCAGAAAAAGAAGGGAUGAUGGAGGCUUGGCUUGACGACAACCUAGAGUUCGCACAUUCUUAUUUUGUACGAAAGGCUUCUCGGGAAAUGGUCAACGCUUGGUUUGCUGAACGUGUUCACUCCAUUCAGCCAUCUCGGGAAGGAUCAAAAGCUCCGCCAGAACCUUUAUCGGCCUUCCAUCCACUGGGUCCAACUGAUGCACCAUCUCCAAGUCCAGCUCCAUCCACCCCUACACGAAAGAUCUCUGCAUCUGAGUUUGAUAGGCCACUUCGCCCCAUUGUUGUGAAAGACGCUGAGGGUUCGCUUACUUUUCUUAGUGAUACAGAAAGGGUGCAGAUGCCACUUCCUCCUCCCCAGCGGCCUGGCUCAGGCAUUGGGACAGAUGAGGGUGGAGGUAUUAUGGACUCAGGAGUUCGUGAAAAUGGGGACCGCUGUGCUCGUCUGUUGGAGCUUGUACGUGAUGUUUCAAGCCACUUGGACCUUACUGUCCUCUGCCACAGGAUCUUCUUACACACUCACGAGUUGAUAGCUGCAGAUCGCUAUUCGUUGUUCUUGGUAGGAGAGGACAGUUCAAACAGGAAGUUCCUGGUUAGCCGGCUAUUUGAUGUUGCAGAAGGAUCCACUCUUGAGGAGGCUUCCAACAGUGGUAUUCGCCUAGAAUGGAACAAAGGAAUUGUGGGAUAUGUGGCAGCCACUGGACAGCCUCUGAACAUCAAGAAUGCAUAUGAGGAUCCACGUUUUAAUGCAGAGGUGGACCAAAUUACAGGAUAUAAGACACAGAGCAUCUUGUGUUUGCCCAUCAAAAAUCACAGAGAUGAGGUUGUUGGAGUAGCGCAAGCAAUCAAUAAAAGAUGUGGAGAGAACAGUGCCUUUACAGAACAGGAUGAGAGGGACUUUUCUUCGUACCUGGCUUUCUCUGGCAUAGUGCUACACAAUGCACAACUCUAUGAGACAUCACAGCUGGAGAACAGACGAAACCAGGUGUUGUUGGAUCUGGCUAGUCUGAUCUUUGAAGAGCAGCAGUCUUUGGAGGUCUUGCUGAGGAAAACUGUGGCUACCAUCUUGUCUUUCAUGCAGGCCCAAGAAUGCACUGUCUUUAUUUCUGACAGGGAAACAACUAACACAUUCUCCAGUGUGUUUCACAUGGAAUAUGAGGAGCUUGCAGGAUCCUUGGACUUCCCAAACAGAGAAUGUGAUGUCAAUAAGAUUAACUAUAUGUAUGCCCAGUAUGUCAAGAACACUAUGGAGCCAUUGAACAUUGCAGAUGUCACCAAAGACCAGCGAUUUCCAUGGACAAGUGAAAAUCUACAAUCCUCAAACUUUCAAAUUAAAAGUCUACUGUGCACGCCAAUAAGGAAUGGGAAGAAAGACAAAGUGAUAGGUGUCUGCCAGUUGGUCAAUAAGAUGGAUGAAGCUUCAGGGGAGGUAAAAGCCUUUAAUAGGAAUGAUGAGCAGUUUCUAGAGGCCUUUGCUAUCUUUUGCGGGCUGGGAAUCCAGAACACACAGAUGUACGAAGCAGUGGAAAGAGCAAUGGCUAAGCAAGAGGUCACACUUGAGGUCCUCUCUUAUCAUGCCUCGGCUGCAGAGGAAGAGACGCGGGCGCUCCAGGUAACUGCGGCAGCUACGAUUCCUUCUGCUCAAUCUCUCAGACUGCUGGACUUCAGCUUCAGUGAUUUUGACCUGACAGAUGCUGAGACGACCCAAGCAACCAUCCGCAUGUUUGUGGACCUCAAGCUUGUGCAGAAUUUUCAGAUGAAGUACAAGAGUUUGUGUCAGUGGAUCUUAAGCGUAAAGAAGAACUACAGGAAAAAUGUGGUCUACCACAACUGGCGACAUGCCUUCAACACCUCCCAGUGCAUGUUUGCUGUGCUGAAGUCUGGGCGGUUUCAGAGUAAUCUGAGUGAUUUGGAGGUUUUGGCUUUAAUGAUUGCAACGUUGAGCCAUGAUUUGGACCACCGAGGUGUCAACAACUCCUACAUCAAAAAAAGUGACCAUCCAUUGGCCCAGCUGUACUGCCACUCCACAAUGGAGCACCACCAUUUUGACCAGUGUCUUAUGAUACUCAACAGUCCAGGUAAUCAGAUUCUGAGCAGUCUUUCUCUGGAUGAGUACAAGGCGACAUUGAAGAUGAUUGAGAAGGCUAUUUUGGCCACUGACCUGGCUCUCUACAUGAAAAAAAGAACAGAAUUCUUUGAGCUGGCUAAGAACAGUCAGUUUGUAUGGGAGGACGAUUAUCACAGAGAUCUGCUAAAGUCGAUGCUGAUGACAGCAUGUGAUAUCUCUGCUAUUACAAAGCCCUGGCCAGUACAGAAGAAGAUAGCAGAACUGGUUGCCACAGAGUUCUUUGAACAAGGUGAUAAGGAGCGGAGAGAGCUAAACGUUGAACCUAUUGAUCUGAUGAACAGAGAAAAACAGGAUAAAAUUCCCAGCAUGCAAGUGUCUUUCAUUGAUGCCAUUUGUACACAGUUAUAUGAGGCGCUGACAGGUUUCUCAGAGUACUGCUCCCCCCUGCUGGAAGGUUGUAGAACGAACAGACAGAAUUGGAAGCUGCUUGCUGAGCGAGGAGAGGAAGCUUUGCUAAAUGGAGGACUGUAACUUUUCUUUUGGAAUGCAGACGUCCUUGGACUAUUCACAUCUUUCCCUGCCCCUUUCCCAGAAACUAAAGGAUUACAAGACACUGGUCUGAUGAUAUUCACCUGACGGCUCUCGCCAUUUCACAAAACACACUGGAGCAGGUUAAAAGUGCAAGAUUGGGUUAUAGAUGCAUCAGAAUUAAGUCCAUUUUUAAAUUGAGACUGCUGUGCUAUAAAAGACUUGAUGAAGAAAAGAGGGCUUGAUGGAUAUUUACCUGUGCAGGUAACCCAGUUGAUCAAGAAAUGUUUUAAAACUGUGACUAAAUUAUCUUGACUCAUAAAAGGAAUGUUCCAGGUUCUUUCCAAAGCAUUUGUUGCUGUUAACAAGGAAAAUCACAUCAACUCGUUUCUUAGUUUGUAAAAACAAAAAAGACAUUUAGGCCACAGUUACACACUCACAGUCAAAGAGGUAAAACAUUCCAAAGGCAGAAGCAUACAGGUUGUAUUUUUGUAAGUAAUUAUAAAAUUGUAAAAAGUUGUAAAACUGUAGAGUAGUCUAAAUAAUAAAUCUCCCUUUUAGCAGUGGAACUACUGUUCUAGACAGAUUCAUUUCUGCGUUACCAGUGUAAUUCCUGUGGGUGGAGUUGCUCCAUGUAAACAAUACUUUGCAGUUAAAACUCUUUCUGAUUUCUGGUAACCAUAAACAUGGCUGGAGUUGAGAUAUGAGGUAUAAGAUUACACAGAUAAGCUUAGCUAGCAGUUCUAGCAUUUUAGAUUUGUGUGUACAGCACCAUGUGUUAUGUUUAUCUUGUUGUAGCUAUACUUUUGAAAAGCAUGAAUUUGAACAUUUAUCCUGGUGCAGUGCCUUCCCUCACAGAUUUCCUAAUUCCAAUCUUCCUGUUUUACUCUAAGCAUGAUUCUUUCUUGUUUUUAUAACAUUUCAAAACUAUUUUACAUUAUAAUCGUCAGCAUAUCAGCUUGUAUUGAGCCCAGAACAUUCCUUAUUUAUUGUUGUUGUCUGUUAUUUUUUGUGGAGCUCACUCACUGAAUUACUGAAAUACGCACAUAAACAUAAAUCUUAUUUUGCUAUAUUGCACUGCUAAAGUAAGCUGACAUAAAAGGAACACAUCAUUUUUCACUGUUUAACCUCAUCCCACGUCACUUUGUAUUACACCAUUAUACCAUGUUUUAGAUUAUUUUUUUUUUUCACCUACAUUGCAUACAGUUAAAGAAAUCAAUAGCCUGUGUUAUGUGAAAUUAUUUAUCAUCUGUUACACAAAUGUGUUAGAUUCACAACAAAUACUUGUUUUGGAGUGUAAUGGAAAUAAGAUGUCUGUAGAAAUGUAAAGUUCAAAAUGCUGUCACUGUGUGCCCAUUUGGCAUGUUCAAAAAGAAACCUAUUCCACACCUGA
Cyprinus carpio (common carp) is the source of this 4127-nucleotide messenger RNA. RefSeq names its product phosphodiesterase 5A, cGMP-specific, b (gene pde5ab). The record is from RefSeq and is a predicted model, not a curated record. Gene Ontology annotation, molecular function: protein binding; 3',5'-cyclic-GMP phosphodiesterase activity. Gene Ontology annotation, biological process: signal transduction. Lineage: Eukaryota; Metazoa; Chordata; Actinopteri; Cypriniformes; Cyprinidae.